ACUUGCAGCCCCCACCCCUCCUUCCCGGACUUGCUGCGCCGCUCGCUCACUCCCGCGCCUCCGACCGUCCCAAGCGACUUCGCCGUCGCUGCGUCUGUCAUUCAUCGCCUCUGCGUCUCUUCUUCAGGUCUUUCAAAUCCUCUCUUUAGGAAUGGUAGAACAAGGUAAUAAAAUGAAUUUAACUUCUGCAUUAUGGGAGCACUAUUCUUCGGAGUCCAUUACAGGUCAAGGUAAGAGUGAUAUUGCCAAAGGAGUUGAUAAAUGUAACGAUGAUUCGAAUGAGCCAACAAUGUGCAAGAAACUUGCUAGUCUCAGUUUGGCGAAUAUCAAUGAAGUCAAAGAUCCUUCAGCAGAAACGAAGCCUCCAGGUGCAGAUUCAGUUCAUUCAAUUCUUCAAAAUUCAAGUGGAAUAAUGUAUCAAGAAUAUCUGCGUCAGCUCAUUGAAUCCCACAUUUCUACUUUAAAUCGAAGUCUUCAGCUAUCAAAUACCUUGGAUGUACUCCGUGCUAGAGUAAGUGUGUGGUACCAAUACGAUUAAAUUCCUCACAUUCUUCUCUUUAAAAAAUUAUUUGGCUACGUUUGGUACACGGAAUUCAAGCCAUAAAAUUGGAAUCGGGGACUUCAAUUCCAAUUAUACUGUUUGGUUACACAAAAAUAUGUGGAUUUGGAAUUGGUAAUGCAAAAAAUGAAAUGGAAUUUCAGAAUUCAAUUUCAAUUCUAUCAAUUCUGUGUACCAAAUGGAGCCUUUGAGCAGUUCGUUCAAUUACUCGUGAGUGUAACAUUACAUGCAUACUCCCGGUUUGACUCUCGCAUAGAUUAAGAAAGUUGAGAUUGUUUAGUUGAAAAAAGGAAAUUGAAAUUUAUUUUGGGACAACGAAAAAAUGAAAGUGAAGUUUGUUU
Molecule: messenger RNA, 900 nt
Organism: Cuscuta campestris
Lineage: Eukaryota; Viridiplantae; Streptophyta; Magnoliopsida; Solanales; Convolvulaceae
Source: the annotation of a GenBank genome assembly